Pedinophyceae sp. YPF-701 is the source of this 519-nucleotide messenger RNA. Lineage: Eukaryota; Viridiplantae; Chlorophyta; Pedinophyceae. The record is from the annotation of a GenBank genome assembly.
AUGGUGUGGCCGGGGGGCAGCCUCGUGGACUGGGACCAGCUCCCGACGACGGACAGCGAGAUCGUCAACGCCUGCCGUCGCGACUACCUCCAGCUCGCGUCCUCGAGCGGCAGCACGAAGGGCUCCCCCGCGGACCGCGCCCUGGCCCUCCAGGACAGCCAGGUCCGACUCGCGUGGGCGCAGGUGCACUGCUCGAACUACAGCGACGUGGUGGACGGUGCGGCGCUCGCGGAGGGCCUCAUUUCGAAACCCGACGCCAUCGUCGGUCAGAGCGAUAGGUACCUCCACGAGCUCACUUACAUCGCCGCGGUGGGCCGGUUCCGCACGGGAAGCUACUCCAAGGCGCGGCGGUUGCUCCAAGACGCCGCGCACGGCGGCGCCCGGCAGAUGCUCGCGCUGCUGUCGGAGGUAGAACAGCGCAUGGUGAACGAGGGCCUCAUUGGGAUGGGGGUAGUGAUGGCCGCAGGGGGGGUGUUGGUCGGCGUGGUCGCCGCCGCCGUGGCCGGGGCACGGCGAUGA